Molecule: messenger RNA, 873 nt
Organism: Melospiza georgiana
Lineage: Eukaryota; Metazoa; Chordata; Aves; Passeriformes; Passerellidae
Gene: PTPN20
Product: protein tyrosine phosphatase non-receptor type 20
Exons: 6
Coding region: 1-795 (264 amino acids)
Biological process (GO): protein dephosphorylation
Molecular function (GO): protein tyrosine phosphatase activity
Source: RefSeq, a predicted model, not a curated record
AUGCAGAAAGAACAGACAAAUCUCCUCUGCAAGGUCAGCUGGCUGGACAAGACUAUAAGGACCUCAUCAGUAACGUUUCAGACAGACAGAACCUUUGCUUCUGGAGAUGAACUGACUCAGUUAAUUAACUUGAAACCAUCACAGAGUGGAGUAGAUCCAAGGACUGGCAUAACAGGUCUUAUUCAAGGACUGCAGCUGCAGAUUGAGAAUCAAGAGGUGCUAAAGGAGUUUAUGGCUUUAGAACAUGUGAAGCCAAUAGAUGACUGCAGAACUGGCAAAGCACCAGAAAACCAGAAUAAAAACAGAUACCGAGAUAUCCUUCCAUAUGAUAAGACACGAGUUCCUCUGGGAGAAAAGAAUGGCUACAUUAAUGCAAGUUACAUUAGAAUGAAUGUUGGAGAAGAGGAACACUUUUAUAUUAUAACCCAAGGGCCUCUUCCAUCCACUAUGGCUGAUUUCUGGCAAAUGGUCUGGGAGAGUGAAUCAGAUGUGAUUGCCAUGAUGACAAAAGAAGUGGAGCUAGGGCAAGUGAAAUGCCAUCGAUACUGGCCUGAAUCUCCCUAUAACUCUAAAGAACUGGCUAAUUUCUAUCUCAGGCUACACAAUUACCAGCCUCUGGAAUACUUCAUAAUUAGAAAAAUAGAAAUUAUCAGCAAGCAGUUCAACAUCAAGCAGAUAGUGAGAGAUUUGCGAGAUCAGCGUUUUGGCAUGAUCCAAACUAAGGAUGAGUAUUUAUUCUGUUAUGAAGUUGUGCUGGAAGUCCUUCAGAUCCUGCGAGCCAUGGAUUCCUACUGAGUAUGAUUCCUACAACAUGGCUCUUCCUGUUGCUAUUUCACUGGACUCCAGGGACUGCUCUGCAACUACUUGAAAGAG